Molecule: messenger RNA, 312 nt
Organism: Echinostoma caproni
Lineage: Eukaryota; Metazoa; Platyhelminthes; Trematoda; Plagiorchiida; Echinostomatidae
Source: the annotation of a GenBank genome assembly
AUGAAAGGCAUUAAAAAGAGAGUCCUGGCUAGCGAUCGAAUCAAGAAUGGGGCUCAUCCGACCAGACACGCAGAAGCAGCGGCGGGAAGUGCCUCGCGAGGCAAUGUUGACUGCCACCCGGAACGGGCGAAUCGACAGUUACAGCCAGACAGACAAUGCGCAGCUAACGGGAAAGAUACCCACCGAAUGCCACAACAUCGGAGCGGUCGAUCAACGCAUCUCAUGCCACGAACGGGUCAAACCAGUCGGAAUGGCAUGCGGAAGAAGAGGCAACGUACGUGCCAAGUGCGGACCAAAACCAACAAGGAAUGA